Sphenostylis stenocarpa is the source of this 2379-nucleotide messenger RNA. The record is from the annotation of a GenBank genome assembly. NCBI's taxonomy places the organism in Eukaryota, Viridiplantae, Streptophyta, Magnoliopsida, Fabales, Fabaceae.
AUGACUCCCUUGCAACCUACAAACCGAACUGAUCCUGAAGGACUUGGGGAGGCCUAUGAUGGAGACAUUGCAUUUGCUAGUGCCCUAGAAACAUUUGGUGGUGGACAUAAUGACCCAAUCAGUGUGGCUUUUGGAGGCCCUGUUAUGACCAAAUUCACCAUAGCCCUUAGAGAAAUAGGGACAUACAAGGAAGUUCUUCGAUCACAGGUUGAGCAUAUGUUAAAUGACAGAUUGAUUCAGUUCGUCAAUAUGGAUUUGCAAGAGGUCAAGGAAGCACGGAAACGUUUUGACAAGGCUAGCCUUAUCUAUGACCAGACUCGUGAGAGGUUUCUGUCACUAAGAAAAGGCACAAAAACUGAUGUAGCUACUGCACUAGAAGAGGAGCUUCAUAGUGCAAGAUCUACAUUUGAGCAAGCUCGGUUUAAUCUGGUAACUGCCUUGUCAACUGUUGAAGCAAAGAAGAGAUUUGAAUUUUUGGAAGCAGUCAGUGGGACCAUGGAUGCACAUCUUCGUUAUUUCAAACAGGGGUACGAGUUGUUGCACCAAAUGGAGCCAUAUAUCAACCAGGUCUUGACUUAUGCUCAGCAAUCAAGAGAAAGGUCCAAUUAUGAGCAGGCAGCCCUAAAUGAAAGAAUGCAAGAGUACAAACGACAGAUUGAUCGGGAGAGUAGGUGGGCAUCAAAUGGUUCUAAUGGGUCUCCUAAUGGAGAUGGUAUACAAGCCAUUGGUAGAAGUUCACAUAAGAUGAUAGAGGCAGUCAUGCAAUCUGCUGCAAAGGGAAAGGUUCAAACAAUUCGACAAGGUUAUCUCUCAAAGCGAUCCUCAAAUUUAAGGGGGGACUGGAAAAGGAGAUUUUUUGUUCUUGAUAGUCGGGGAAUGCUAUAUUACUACCGUAAACAGUGCAGCAAAUCAUCUGGGUCCAGUAGUCAACAUUCUGGCCAGAGGAAUAGUUCUGAGCUUGGUUCUGGACUUUUAAGUCGAUGGCUGUCUUCUCAUCACCAUGGUGGAGUACAUGAUGAAAAAUCUGUUGCUCAUCACACUGUGAACCUGCUUACAUCAACAAUCAAAGUAGAUGCUGACCAAUCAGAUUUGAGGUUUUGCUUCAGGAUCAUUUCACCAACAAAGAACUAUACUUUGCAGGCAGAGAGUGCGCUGGACCAAAUGGAUUGGAUUGAAAAAAUCACUGGUGUUAUUGCCUCAUUACUGAGUUCUCAGAUUCCUGAAAGGAUGUUGCCUGCGAGCCCAAUGGGAAGUGGUCAUCAUAGGUCUACCAGUGAGAGUAGUUCUUUUGAGAGUUCAGAUUUUGAUCACUCUGCUGUUGAAGAAUGUGCAGCAGAUAGAAGUCUUGCUUCUGCACAUCUGGAGCGACCCUCAAGAAGUUUACAACAGCAGCGAUCCUGCACUAAAAAUGAAAAACCAAUUGAUGUGCUGCGAAGAGUUUGUGGGAAUGAUAAAUGUGCUGAUUGUGGUGCUACUGAACCUGAUUGGGCAUCACUAAAUCUUGGUGUUCUUGUUUGCAUUGAGUGUUCUGGCGUGCACCGGAACCUUGGUGUGCACAUAUCAAAGGUCAGGUCUCUUACUUUGGAUGUUAAAGUGUGGGAACCUUCUGUCAUAAGUUUAUUUCAGUCUCUUGGGAAUACUUUUGCCAACUCAGUCUGGGAAGAAUUAUUACAAUCAAGAAGUGCCAUUCAGGUUGAUCUUGUCCCUACAGGCUUAAGCAAGUCUGAUAAACCGCCGUUGAUGUUCUUCUUCCCCAAACCUUGUCAAUCUGAUUCUCUAUCAGUGAAGGAAAAGUUCAUUCAUGCAAAGUAUGCAGAGAAGCUUUUUGUUCGCAAGCCAAAGGACAACCGUCUCUUGGUGGCACAACAAAUAUGGGAGGCUGUUCAUGCUAAUGACAAAAAAGCUGUAUAUCGGUACAUUGUUAAUUCUGACGUUGAUGUUAAUGUUGCAUAUGAGCAAAUGUGCAACAGCUCCCUAACCCUUGCCAAAGUAAUGCUAUUACAAGAGCAGACUAGCCAUGAUCACAGCUCUACAUUAGCAGGGAACACGUUGGACUGGUCCCCUAGUAAAGAAGGCCAGGUCAUGGACAAUCUAGAUGGGUGCACCCUACUUCACCUUGCAUGUGAAACUGCAGAUAUUGGCAUGGUUGAGCUCCUCCUACAGUAUGGUGCAAAUGUUAAUGCAACUGAUUCAAGAGGUCAAACGCCACUACAUCGCUGUAUUCUCAAAGGCAGAUCUGCGUUUGCAAGACUAUUGCUUUCAAGGGGAGCCGAUCCUCGAGCUGUGGAUGAGCAGGGAAGAACCCCAAUUGAGCUUGCUGCAGAGUCAAAUGCUGGUGAAAGAGAUAACCAUGCUCCAUUAAAUGAUUCUAAUGGAUGA